Rattus rattus (black rat) is the source of this 1101-nucleotide messenger RNA. RefSeq names its product TD and POZ domain-containing protein 2-like. Gene Ontology annotation, biological process: regulation of proteolysis; proteasome-mediated ubiquitin-dependent protein catabolic process. Gene Ontology annotation, cellular component: nucleus; cytoplasm. The record is from RefSeq and is a predicted model, not a curated record. The coding region runs from base 7 to 1101 and encodes 364 amino acids. Lineage: Eukaryota; Metazoa; Chordata; Mammalia; Rodentia; Muridae. Gene Ontology annotation, molecular function: ubiquitin protein ligase binding. The transcript has a single exon.
GAAGAUAUGUCAGGGGACCUGGAAGACAAGAUCUGCGGCUACACACAUAUCAGUGUUCAGAAAUUCUGCUACAAGUGGACCAUUAGCAACUUUUCAUUUUGCAUGGAUGGAAUUUGGGAAAUUAUUACAAGCCCAGUGUUCUCAUUAGAGGCCAAUGAAGAAGUGCAAUGGUGUUUGACAUUAUAUCCAAACGGUGUUGAUGAAGAAAGCAAAGAUUACCUGUCUGUUUGCCUGGGUUUGCACAGUUGUCCAAAGAGCCCAGUUUUGGCAAAGUUCCAGUGCUGGAUUAUAAAUGCCCAAGGAGAGAAACAUCAAAUUACAGAGAUCCCAAAAGUUAUAAGGUUUCUUCCAAACGAACAAUGGGCAUUGAGGAAGUUCAUCCUUCGAGAUUUCCUCCUGUCCCAUAGGCAUUGGCUUCUCCCUGAAGACCAACUCAUCCUGUGUUGCAAGGUGUCCAUAGUAGGACCCUCCUUUAACAGGCCUGGACAUAACAUGAGACCUGCAAUCAAGGAUCCAACACAGAUGUUGGCCGAUGAUGUAGGAGAGCUGUGGAAAAAUUCCCUCUUCACAGACUGCACCCUUGUUGUAGGUGGGCAAGAAUUCAGAGCUCACAAAGCCAUUCUAGCAGCUCGCUCUCCAGUUUUCAGAGCCAUGUUUGAACAUGAAAUGCAGGAGCGCCUAACAAACCGCAUUGAGAUCCAUGACAUUCACCUGCAAGUCUUUAAGGAAAUGAUGUCCUUCAUUUACACAGGGAAGGCACCACACCUCCACAGCCACUCAAUGGCCACUGGUUUGUUGGCAGCUGCUGAUAAGUAUGAUCUGCAGGACUUGAAGGUCAUUUGUGAGGAUUCCCUGUGCAGGAACCUCUCUGUGAAGAAUGCUGUACCAACUCUCAUCCUGGCUGACCUCCACAGCACAGAGCACCUGAAGACUAGGGCCAUGGAUUUCAUUAUACUUCAUGCUUCUGAAGUCUCUAAGACCUUGGAGUGGAAGUCAAUGGUGGGGUCACAUCCCCACUUGGUGGAGGAAGCAUUUCGCACCCUGGCUUCUGUACAUUGUUUUUCCUUGGAGCCCUCACUCAAACGCCAAAAGAUAUUUUAG